Boleophthalmus pectinirostris (great blue-spotted mudskipper) is the source of this 1442-nucleotide messenger RNA. RefSeq names its product Ras-related GTP binding A (gene rraga). Gene Ontology annotation, cellular component: nucleus; Gtr1-Gtr2 GTPase complex; lysosome. Gene Ontology annotation, molecular function: GTPase activity; GTP binding. Gene Ontology annotation, biological process: cellular response to amino acid stimulus; regulation of autophagy; positive regulation of TOR signaling. Lineage: Eukaryota; Metazoa; Chordata; Actinopteri; Gobiiformes; Gobiidae. The transcript is spliced from 10 exons. The coding region runs from base 248 to 1195 and encodes 315 amino acids. The record is from RefSeq and is a predicted model, not a curated record.
UUCUUCCGUCAUGUGACUUUGGCGUAAACAGGAAGCAGCUGAUCCUUCACUGUUUCUGCGAAGUAAUUAAUACAAGUGUAGUCCUGAGAUUUCAUCAUUUUUACAGUCUCCAUCUGCUUGGGUAGAUAAAGAGCUCUACACGGGUGGGGUACGUGGACUUUGGGAAUUUUAGCUGAGAGAGGAAUUGCAAACAUUGAAGUCUUCUGACCCGCAGCUCCUGUAAUUUGUUCCGUGUUUUCUGAGGGGGAUGUCAGGUUCAGCAAUGAAGAAAAAGGUGUUACUGAUGGGGAAGAGUGGGUCUGGGAAGACUAGUAUGAGAUCCAUCAUCUUUGCGAAUUACAUAGCUCGAGAUACAAGGCGCCUUGGGGCCACAAUUGAUGUUGAACACUCCCACGUACGAUUUCUUGGCAAUCUUGUUCUAAACCUUUGGGAUUGUGGAGGGCAGGACACAUUUAUGGAAAACUACUUCACCAGUCAGAGGGACAACAUUUUCCGAAAUGUAGAGGUUCUCAUUUAUGUAUUUGAUGUUGAGAGUCGUGAGUUGGAGAAAGACAUGCAUUACUAUCAAUCAUGUCUUGAGGCCAUUCUGCAAAACUCCCCUGAUGCCAAAGUAUUCUGCCUUGUACAUAAAAUGGACCUGGUACAAGAGGACCAACGGGAUCUGAUUUUCAAAGAGCGUGAAGAAGACCUCAAGAGAUUGUCAAGACCAUUGGCAUGCACAUGCUUUAGGACAUCAAUCUGGGAUGAAACGCUCUAUAAGGCAUGGUCAAGCAUAGUGUACCAGCUCAUCCCCAAUGUGCAACAACUGGAGACAAACCUGAGAAACUUUGCUCAGAUCAUUGAAGCAGAUGAAGUACUUCUGUUUGAGAGAGCAACUUUCCUGGUGAUCUCUCACUAUCAGUGCAAAGAGCAGCGUGACGCACAUCGGUUUGAGAAGAUUAGCAACAUUAUCAAACAGUUUAAACUCAGUUGCAGUAAACUUGCAGCUUCGUUCCAAAGUAUGGAAGUUAGGAACUCCAACUUUGCAGCCUUUAUUGAUGUUUUUACCUCUAACACUUAUGUUAUGGUCAUCAUGUCAGAUCCGUCCAUCCCCUCUGCAGCAACGCUCAUCAAUAUCCGAAACGCUAGGAAACACUUUGAGAAGCUGGAACGGGUGGAUGGCCCCAAACACAGCCUGCAUAUGCGGAUGCGUUAGCCUUAAGUUCACAUGGACGCUCUCAGCCAAUCACUCAGGCCACAAACAGCACAUUGUAAUUUAGUUCUGAAAAACACAAGUAACUCUUCCUUUGUAUUUUCACAUUCAAUCAAAUGUUACUGGGGGAAAUCAUGAGAUCAAUGAGAGGCAGGUAAUGUUGGACUUUUAAAUAUAUGUUUGUACUCUUUUAAACAAGUAUAAACUAUAUGCAAAAUCUAUUAAAAUGUUCUUUUUCUUAAUUAAAUAA